Messenger RNA from Fusarium poae, 690 nucleotides. RefSeq lists its product as uncharacterized. The record is from RefSeq and is a predicted model, not a curated record. Bases 1 to 690 code for a protein of 229 amino acids. Lineage: Eukaryota; Fungi; Ascomycota; Sordariomycetes; Hypocreales; Nectriaceae. The transcript is spliced from 2 exons. Gene Ontology annotation, molecular function: glutamine synthetase activity.
AUGCUUUCCAGACGCAGUGGUUCUAGUACCACUUCGAAGAACCAAAAUGAUUUCUGGGCUAGAAACCACUUAGUCAAAAUUAUCAUUUUGCAAUGGGUCGACAUCUGCGGCGUUUUGAGAACAAGACUAGUCCCCGCCUCAACAUUCAAGAAGAUUAUCGAAUCCAAUGGAUAUCUCAACUGUGCACCUCUCGACACAUGUGUCACUACGACUGCAGAAUUCAUUCCCAAACUCAUGCCGUUCUUCGUAGACUCUGGCAAGAUCUGGCCUGAUGUAUCAUCACUGAAACGUGCAAGCCAUACCGCCCGUGGAUAUCAUGCUGCUGUCUGUUUCGGUCACGUUGAGUUUCAGAAUACUGAUGCGAGACACAUUCUGAGGACUCUGGUUGAAAAGACAAAGGCGGAUCGUGGAUUGGACUUUUUGGUCGGUAUGGAGUUGGAGUUUUGCCUUCUUGCCCCGGAAACACUGGAUCCUGCAGAGAAAGGGAGCAUAGGCGUUGCACAUUCAUCAAAGAUACUUCGAUCCAAGGUAUGGUCGUUACUCACCGACAUUAUCGCAGUCUUGGAUGAGGCUGGAAUCGAGGUCGAGCAGGCUAUAAAAGAAUAUGGAACAUCGGCCUAUGAAAUCGCACUCUCGCUACUACCUCCUGUUGAGGCUAUUGAUGCUUAUAUUUAUACUCUGGAGUAUUAA